Molecule: messenger RNA, 675 nt
Organism: Schistocerca cancellata (South American locust)
Lineage: Eukaryota; Metazoa; Arthropoda; Insecta; Orthoptera; Acrididae
Product: WAS/WASL-interacting protein family member 3-like
Exons: 2
Coding region: 1-675 (224 amino acids)
Source: RefSeq, a predicted model, not a curated record
AUGCUCCCUCUGAUGGCAGAUCAGCACACCACGGAAAGCAUCGCGAAUGCUCGACUGGUCCAUCAGGCGGCGCCGCCUCCGCCGCCGCCUCCGCCACCUCCGCCGCCUCCACGACCCACACAGGGAGCGGCGCUGCCUUUGAUCUCGCAGUCGGCAGUCGGCAGCUGUGCUCCCCGCCGUUCUCUCUCAAUGUGUCCGGCGCACAGUAACGAAGAGAAACACUUAAGACGCAGUCAGUCUGACCUGCAGACGUCGCUGAAGCGGGCGACUAGGCAGUGGAUUCGAACCGAUGCGUCGCGUCCGGGUAGCGGCCUGAGUUCGCGAGUGAACUGGGCGUCGUCCUCGUCGGACCGGCGCGGUGGCGACGUCACGGCGUGCGGGAGGCGUCGCCGGCGCUGCGUGCACGGCCGCGGAGCCACUGGCGGCGGCGCGGCGCGGCCCCCGGAGGCGGCAGGCGGCGAGCCGCCCCCGGCCCUCUGCGCAGGCGCGCCAGACGGGGCGCCUCCGGCCCCCGCCUCCGCGCAGCGCUCCGGUCCGCUCUCCGGCGGCCGCGCGGCUUUCGCCACGGUCGAUGUCCGCCACCGCCGGCCGCAGGACUCGUCGGCGCGUAGGCCCGCCUGCCGCCUCCCGCCUCCGUCGCGUGCCGCGGUGAGGGUCAGACCGCGUAGGAUGUGA